UUAGAUUUCUUUAUCCUACAUGGCUACUCCCAAAUCCUCCUUUUAGAUCUCUCCCUUCAAAGGCAACCCAAUUUCAUUUCAUUACUGAAAUACACAAAUAAACCCAUUUGCUUCCUAGCUAGGAUCCUGCAGACAUGGCUGCUACUUCUGGUGCUCUGCUCAAUGGAUUGGGAUCUUCCUUCCUCUCUGGAGGGAAAAGAACUCAAGCCUUGCUGGGUUUGGGAGGAAAUAAAAUGGGAUGUGGCUCAAAGAAGUUUGUGGUUAUGGCUGCUGCUGCUGCUAAACCAAAGAAGUCUUGGAUCCCUGGUGUUAGAGGUGGUGGCAACUUCAUUGACCCUGAGUGGCUCGAUGGCUCGCUCCCAGGUGACUAUGGAUUCGACCCACUAGGCCUAGGGAAAGAUCCAGCAUUUCUGAAAUGGUACAGAGAAGCAGAGCUCAUCCAUGGACGGUGGGCGAUGGCUGCUGUGGUGGGGAUCUUUGUAGGACAAGCCUGGAGUGGCAUUCCUUGGUUUGAGGCUGGUGCUGAUCCAGGUGCUAUUGCACCAUUCUCCUUCGGCUCUCUUUUGGGGACUCAGCUUUUGCUCAUGGGAUGGGUGGAGAGCAAGAGAUGGGUUGAUUUCUUCAACCCAGAUUCACAGUCAGUGGAAUGGGCAACUCCAUGGUCAAGAACUGCAGAGAACUUUGCUAAUGCCACUGGAGAACAAGGAUACCCAGGAGGCAAAUUCUUCGAUCCGUUAGGGUUCGCAGGGACUAUAAAAGAUGGAGUUUAUAUUCCUGAUGUGGAGAAGCUUGAAAGACUCAAAGUUGCAGAGAUUAAACAUGCUAGACUUGCAAUGGUUGCCAUGUUGAUCUUCUACUUUGAGGCUGGUCAGGGAAAGACCCCUCUUGGAGCUCUUGGGUUGUAAAAUUUAUGAAAGAAAUCCAUGUUAAAAUGUGAAUGUAGAUAAUCUGUUCAAUUUAGAGAACGAAUCUCGAGAGCCAUGAGCAAUGAGUUCCCUCAAGGAUAAUUCAAAAUUAUUUUGGCUUUGCUUCA
Manihot esculenta (cassava) is the source of this 1033-nucleotide messenger RNA. Its product is annotated as chlorophyll a-b binding protein CP24 10A, chloroplastic. The record is from RefSeq and is a predicted model, not a curated record. Gene Ontology annotation, biological process: response to light stimulus; photosynthesis, light harvesting in photosystem I. NCBI's taxonomy places the organism in Eukaryota, Viridiplantae, Streptophyta, Magnoliopsida, Malpighiales, Euphorbiaceae. The coding region runs from base 135 to 905 and encodes 256 amino acids. The transcript is spliced from 2 exons. Gene Ontology annotation, cellular component: membrane.